AUGGCGUCAAACACAAGCGAGCAACUUAGUGAGCUGUUAUCAGAGGAGAAACUAGUUGAAAUAUCAGCCGGAUUACCCCUGUUUAUAUGAUGUGAGGUCAGCAGAGUUUAAAGACAGAGAUCGCCGACAACAAGCCAUGGAGGAAAUUGCUCGAAAAAUUGCUCAAACGGUUUGUAAAUUAACAUUUUGAUUUUAUAAUUCAUACUGAACACGAAGUCGAUAUGAACAUUUCGAUAAUUUCGGAAUAUCAUACAUCACGGCACAUUGAAAUAUAGUCAUAAUUUAAUAUAUUUCUUAUGUUUUCUUACAACAGUCGAUUGGGUUAAAAGUAAACUUAGACAACUGAGAAACAGCUUUACAAAAGCAAGGAAACCACCGCCGUCAGGCAGUGCAAGGCGAAACCCAACAAAACGAACAUCCUGGAUUCUUGAUAUACUUCAAUUUUUAGACGCAUAUGUUGCUAGCAGACCAACAACAUCUAACAUGGAAGUGGUAUGCCUGUUUUUAAACUAGUUAAAAUACAUAUGAUAUAAACAUGAUGAACCAUAAUUGCAUAUAUAAACAUGUUUUUCUUAUAUAAAGGUUUAUUUAUGAUACAUGUUUUUAAAGACUGCACAUGUAGUCUUGCCAUGGAACAGAGCCAUUUUCGGACACGAAAUAAUUUGUCAAUUGUACUCGCUGUUCCUUUUCACUCUUUGACGAAUUUCUAACUGAUGUUGUUUGUAUUCCAUACAAUUGUGUAUCUCUUCUCCAUUGACCAGGCGUGAACUGCUGAUUAUCGGUGUCUUCAAUAUCUUGACAGCUUGUGUAGUUGCUCAUGUUGUUUGCAACCAUAAAAUUGUGCAGACAACAGGUUGCAAGAAUAAUGUCAUUCACUUUUUCAUGUCUGAGGUUGAUAGUUGUGAGAAACACUCUAAAUCGAUUUGCCAAGAUGCCAAAUGCAUUUUCAACCACUCUUCUUGCUCUUGAUAAUCGGUAAUUAAACAUUCGCUUUGGUUUAUCUAGUUUUCUGUGUGGAUAAGCCCUCGAUAGUUUCUGGUGGUGGAAGAUUUAGUGUUUUAUUUGCCAGAGCUUUCUUUAAAGAACAAUCUGCGAACACACCUGCAUCUCCUGCCCGUCCAGUAGCUCCAACAUUCACAUAUAAGAACUUGUAGUUGGCAUCGACCAGCGCAAGAAGAAGGACACUAAAGAAGUGUUUAUAAUUAAAAAAUUCUGAACCGCUAUCUGUAGGUUGUUGAAUUGCUAUGUGCUUUCCAUCUAAUGCCCCAAUACAACAGGGAUAAUUCCACUGUGCUUGGAACUCAUCAGCAAUUUUUGGCCACUCUUCUUCUGUUGAUGGGGCCUAUUAAAAUAGUUUGAUAUUUGCUUUAGGUCUUCUUUUAUUUUGCAAAAAAAUAAAUCAUAGCACUUCAUGUUGUGUGCAAGAUUAGCUGUAACUAGAUAACAAGGCUGACAAGAAGCCCAGGAGAGGGGGGGGGGGUUAGGGCAAAAUACCCUACGAGUGCUCAGAGGGCCUGCUUUUGCCAGUCUUGUUAGAUAAUCUGUAUAUGUAUGAUACCUCACCAUACACAUUUGAGAAAUAAAGUUUUGACUGUAUACCUAAUUAGUAAAUCUCAAGUUCUUUAUUUUGGCAAAAGUAUAUCAAAGUUGUUUCAAAUUGUAUUAAUGUAUUUUUAGAAACUAUUUAUUCAAUAAGCUGCAUUUUAAUUCUUUAUUAGGCAGAUCCUAUAACACCGACUGAUGUAGCUGACAGUGAUAAUGAUGAGAGUGGUGACAUUUUGGCAGAUCUUGAUCCAGAUGGUGAUGAUGAUAAUUUGCUUGAUGAUGUAAAUGAUACAACCACAGCUAGGCCAACAAAGCUACCUCUAAAAUCAAGACCUAAAUCCAUGAAAAAGAAACUACAAGAGGAAGAAUUUGAAGUCAUGAAGGGAUUGGCCUCUUCGAUUGCUCAAAAUAAUAAGGAAAAGAAAAAGGCUAAACCUGAAGGAGGAGAGUCUGAAGCCUUUGGAAAUUUUGUAAUAGAGUCUAUAAAAAAGCUAGACCCUACAAUGCAGCACAUUGUGCAGUAUCAUAUAAAUGAUAUUUUGUUUCAGGCCCAAAUGGGAAUGUUGGGGCAGGGUCAAACCCAAAUGUCUGGUGCCAAACAGCAAAGUAGCCGUCAAGUACAGCAGUUCUCUCCUUGGUUGAACCAUGAUGAAAACAUACUUAAUUCCUGA
Molecule: messenger RNA, 2216 nt
Organism: Paramuricea clavata
Lineage: Eukaryota; Metazoa; Cnidaria; Anthozoa; Malacalcyonacea; Plexauridae
Source: the annotation of a GenBank genome assembly